Fusarium coffeatum is the source of this 1320-nucleotide messenger RNA. RefSeq lists its product as uncharacterized. NCBI's taxonomy places the organism in Eukaryota, Fungi, Ascomycota, Sordariomycetes, Hypocreales, Nectriaceae. Gene Ontology annotation, cellular component: COG complex. The record is from RefSeq and is a predicted model, not a curated record. The transcript has a single exon. Gene Ontology annotation, biological process: intra-Golgi vesicle-mediated transport. The coding region runs from base 1 to 1320 and encodes 439 amino acids.
AUGGCAGACGACACGACAGCCGACGAAGAGCCAUCGUACAUUGACUACGAAACCUUUCUCGACCCUGAUUUCUCCCCCGCUUCUUUUGCGAAUACACUCGUCGUCUCGACCAAUAACGCCAACGAUACACCUCUCGACCUUUCCACGCCCCUAUCUCGUGUUCUGUUCGAUGCUCAAGAGAUUGAUUCGCACAUCGACGUCCUAACGACUCGCUCCGCUGUCCCGCUUCUCGACUACACCCAACAACAGACCCAAGCCUCCAAGAACAUUGUCGGCGAAUUAGAUGGCCAGAUUCAGAGUCUGAAUGACAGCUACCGCCAGCUGGAGAAGGAGGUGAUCGACAAACAUGCCGAAGCAGAUGAGGUUCGGCUUGUAGCUCUGCGACUAUGGGAGACCUUGAAGCUUGGUCGCUCUGUUGGACGGUGCUUGCAACUCGGUCGACAGCUUGAAGUUCAGCAUGCGGAGCUGGACAAUGGCUCUGGAAAAGAGGACCACCGAGCUCUCGUACGAUGUGCUUAUACAAUCCUGUCUUUGAAAGAAGUUCUUGAUCGCAAAGGUCCUGGCGAGGAAGGCUUCGGACUGAACCGUGUCGACGCCGUUAAGAGUCUACAGGAUACGGUCAUAACUCCCAUUGACCGAUCGGUUCGCGAGCGGGCGGAACGUAUCAUCCGCGAGUUCUCGAUUCAGCAAACCUCGACAUUCGCACAGGUCGAGGAGAUCAAGGCCCGGACGGCAUCUGCCAUGACUACGCUUUACCUGCUAUCGCCAACUGCUGGUUUGAAGGCAGAUAAGUGGGUUCCGCGGUUAAUGCUUCAGUCUCUGGAGACAUACAUACGAGCGGCAAUGCAAGCUAGCAUUACGUCUUUGUCACGGUCUUUGGGUCAACUCCCAACUCUGGACAAGGCAUUGUUAGAUGUUAUGGCCAAGUGCCAGAAUGUAGUCUCCCUUGAGGCUGUUCUUGAAACAACAAAACCACCGGCGCACCCUCUCCUCCCCGCCUCAAACCAGCCGAGCCAAUCGAGUCUACUCCAUUUCCUCCUCGCGUAUCUUGAGACGGGCAGCCUUGCCUCAUUCUUCUGGAGGACUAUGGCCAGCAGCCUUGCGACACGUGUGCAGGACAUCAUGAACCGUGGAGGCGUCGUGGCUAGAACCCUACGAACGAAUAAGAAUACGGUUGGAGACGCCAUCCGUCAGGCUGUUAUCAAGGGAUCCCAGCUACAUAGUGCAUUGGCGGGAUCCAAGGGAAGAACGAAGGCAGAGGCGAACUGGGACCGGGAGGUAGCGGUCAUGGUAGGAAGUGUAGUGAACAAUCUCCGAUAA